UGGACAGACAACCUGAAAACGAUCUGCUGUUAACAGGGAUUCAUUUAGAAAACUACUCUGCUUUUGUACUCAGAUUGGUCCAACUGAAUUUUCAAAAGAAGCUGAAAUGAGAAUAGAUGAUUCGAAUAUUGUGCUGAUGGGUAAAACUGGAGCAGGAAAGAGUGCAUCAGGAAACACCAUCCUGGGCAGAGAUCAGUUUGAAGUGAAUUUGUCUCCAUCAGCUGUGACCAGGAUCUGUAAGGCAGCACGUACACAAGUGGAUGGACCAAAAAUCACUGUGAUCGACACAAUAGGACUCUCUGAUAAAUCAAUAAAGACUUCAGAUUCACAAAGUAAAAUACAGCAGAUAUUUGAUUGUACAGAUUGUGGUAUUGAUGUGUUUCUGCUGGUGAUCAAAUUGAGUAAACUAAUCACAGAGGAGGACAUAAACAUUGUGAAAUGGAUCAAAUAUAACUUUGGAGAAAAAACCUCAGAAUACACAUUAGUGCUGUUUACUCAUGGAGAUGAAUUACAGGAGCCAGUUGAGGAAUAUCUGAGUCAGCUCAAAUCACUGAGGUCAGUAGUUGAUCAGUGUUUAGGAGGAUAUCAUGUUUUUAAUAACAAAGAUGAAGAUCGAUCUCAAGUCACUGAACUUCUGAAAAAGAUUGAGUUACUGAAGAUGAAGAAUGUAAACAGGAGAUACACUGAACAGGACUAUAAUGAGACUCAAGAUAAAAUCCUACAUGAAAAAUGUAGUACAGGAGCAGCAGCUGGAGGAGGUGUGGGAGCAGUAGAAUUAACUGAAGGAAGUGCAGCAGCAAUAAGAGCAAUCGGAGGAGCGGUUGUUGCAACAGCAGUUGGUGUAGGAGUGUAUUUUUUUUUCAAGAAAAUACAAAGCUAAUAAUAAUAAAAAUGACUGAACUGCCCUAAUACAUCAUGUUACAUCAGGGAAACUGGGGCUAGUUGUCAAAGGGGCAAUUUCACAAGUUUUCACUGGACUCUGUACUCUACAUUUUGUCAAAUACUUUUCUCCUGCAGCAGUUUUGCCACAAAAGGAAAUUUGUAUGCCAAC
Molecule: messenger RNA, 1051 nt
Organism: Xyrauchen texanus (razorback sucker)
Lineage: Eukaryota; Metazoa; Chordata; Actinopteri; Cypriniformes; Catostomidae
Product: GTPase IMAP family member 9-like
Exons: 4
Coding region: 107-880 (257 amino acids)
Molecular function (GO): GTP binding
Source: RefSeq, a predicted model, not a curated record